CAGAACAGGGCAGGACCCGACUUGAUACAUAAUUCCUCACCAAACAUCACUUUAGCUUCGGAUCAGGAUUUGGGAUGUCAACGUCGACUGCAAGACUGGGGCAUGUUCCGGGAGCCAAGGUAAUAGCAUACUAUGCCGAUGCCGAUGGACAGUUUUCUUCGAACAAAAUCGGCUACGAUGUUGACUUGUAUGACGAGGCCGUGCGUACCAUCGCCUUUGGGGAGCUUCGAACGAGACGGGAUGGCCAGGAGGAUCUUGGCAAGCUAGAUCAACUCAGCAUUACUGAACCCGAGGGUGAGCCAGCCCCGCUCAAGAAGGAAGAUGUGCAAUUCAUCUGCGUACAGCUCGAAGUAUCUCACAAGGUGGCUGAGAAAGCACUGCGUCUUGCCAAAGGGUCUUUAGAAGAUGCGUUGCUACAUUUGGUUAAUCAUGCGGAUCUGAAAUGAGGAUCGAUAUUAUCGGUGCCUCCAACACAAAUGUUGAAUCAAUUUGAAACAGUGCGGAAGAAUUGGACGUCUUGAAAUUGGCAUACCAGCUCGCUCGAUCUCCAGCAACUUUCCUUAUCGCCCUUGCCAACAAAAAACCCUCCCCCUUCUAAUAUAUCCCCCCCCCCCCCUUUCCAUUAAUCACAUUGAUUAUCAUGAUCCACAAACGACUCAGACCCACAAAUUCCUUCGUUACCCCAGUGAAGAUGUAGGAGCUCAAUGCGUCUCUUGUGCCUCUCACAUGAAAUCCUCUAGGCAAGGAUUAAUCUGAUGAUACAGCAAGUUAGACAAGAUCUAUGAUUAUUUGCUUUUUUAUCAUUUGGUUUCAUUUGACGAUUCAAGUCUGAGUUCUGGUUCUUAGAAUUCAAGCAAAGCAAUUGCCAUCAACAGCUUCUGCCUUGUACUUUCAAGCAACCUAAAAACAAUUACAUUCCCUGCCCGAUCAUAAGGAGAGCUCAAUAAAGCUGUUGCUGAAGAAUGGCUUACACAAGAAACUUCAGUUUACUUGAAUCCCAGUGGACAGAUAUGACAUUUAUAAGUGCACUGCAUAGCA
Messenger RNA from Puccinia graminis f. sp. tritici CRL 75-36-700-3, 1038 nucleotides. RefSeq lists its product as uncharacterized. Bases 75 to 446 code for a protein of 123 amino acids. Lineage: Eukaryota; Fungi; Basidiomycota; Pucciniomycetes; Pucciniales; Pucciniaceae. The transcript has 4 exons. The record is from RefSeq and is a predicted model, not a curated record.